CACACACACACUCGGAGCAGGGCAGACUGCAGCGAACGGCUCCGCUGGCUGUGUGUUUGAGAGACACAGAGCAACUCAUUGCGUUUCUUCUGACUCUGUGUGUGUGUGUGUGUGUGUGUGUGUGUGUGAUGUAAUUGUUUAACUCCAGCGGGUCAUAACAGGGCGAUUCAUCCGUUAAUCACCAUAUGAGAUCCAUCAGCAGGACAUCAGACACAGAGACGCUCGAGAAACAGUUUGGCGAUGAGGCUGUGUGUUCUGCUGGCGUGUUUGCUGCUUGAGUUCUGCGGCGCAGCUCCACACGCUCACAUCAACCGCCUCGCGCUCUUCCCCGACAAAAGCGCCUGGUGUGAGGCCAAAAACAUCACGCAGAUCGUCGGACACACGGGCUGCACGCCACGAUCCAUCCAAAACAGGGCCUGUCUGGGUCAGUGUUUCAGCUACAGUGUGCCCAACACCUUCCCACAAUCCACCGAGUCUCUGGUCCAUUGUGAUUCCUGCAUGCCGGCGCAGACGCAGUGGGAGGUGGUGACUCUGGAUUGCGCCGGCAGCGAUGAAGCCCCGCGUGUGGAUAAGCUAGUGGAGCGCAUCCUUCACUGCAGCUGCCAGUCGUGCAGUAAAGAGAGCAGCCAGGAGGGGGCGCUGCUGCAGCUGUAUCCGUCAGAGGGAGCGCUGGAGACGCCGUCGCUGUCAGACGCUAGACACACGCAGCACGCUCACAUGCACGCCGACACGCAUUUAGACGUACAUGCACCUGAGGCCGGGUGAUGCGCGCACACACGUGCAUGCUUUACACUAGGGCUGCGCAAUUAAUCGAAAGCGAUAGUCAUGCGCAUCUCGUCCGUAAAGCCGGUU
Molecule: messenger RNA, 852 nt
Organism: Sinocyclocheilus grahami
Lineage: Eukaryota; Metazoa; Chordata; Actinopteri; Cypriniformes; Cyprinidae
Gene: nbl1
Product: NBL1, DAN family BMP antagonist
Exons: 4
Coding region: 241-765 (174 amino acids)
Biological process (GO): animal organ morphogenesis
Molecular function (GO): receptor ligand activity; BMP binding
Source: RefSeq, a predicted model, not a curated record